CAUGCGCGUCCCCAGCCGCUACUACUCUCCAUGCACAUGCGGACAAAUCCCACAACGUGCGGGGCAGAGCAGGGCUCACCGGAGGGAGUGAUUAGUUUGUUUUCCAGCUGUCUGCUCUGCUGUUUGCGCUCCUCUUUUAUUUAUAUCCACGCAUCACCCAGGCUCCGGGCAGCGGCGCCUAUUUCGGCUGCGCAGCCUCCAGACUGACCGACCGGCCGGCCGGCGGUUUGUCCGGAGUCUGAAGCGAGCGAUGUCGAAGGAGGAGCCCUGGGUGGCCACCACCACCACAACAACAACAACAACAACAGGGCGCGCUGCUGUCCCGCCGCAACGUGUCCCGGUCCAUGUCCGCUAACUCGACUCCGCCUGUCUUCGUCCAGUCCCGUCCAUUCCAGGCCAGUCCCGCUCAGAGGCGCACCCCGAUGGCCGAUGAGGAUCCCCAGCAGCCGGACACCGGAGCGGGGAGUCUACCCGGCCUUCUUCCCGGGCUGCAGGGUGCUGAGACCAGCGCUCUGCAGCUCAGGAUCAAGAACUCCAUCUGCAAAUCUGUCCAGUCAAAAGUGGAAAACAUCCUGCAAGAUUUGGAGAAGUUCUCAGACAUUGAAAAACUCUACCUCUACCUCAAGUUGCCUACUGGUCCCAGCAGCAGCAGCGCAGAGAAAAGUGACCAGAGCGCCCUGUCGUCCAGCCGCACUCAGCAGAUGCACGCGUUCGGCUGGAUCCGCGACCAUCUGGAGGAAUACCCGGAGACCUCGCUUCCCAAGCAGGAGGUCUACGAUGAGUACAAGAGCUUCUGUGACAAUCUCAACUAUCAUCCACUGAGCGCCGCGGACUUUGGAAAGAUGAUGAAAAACGUCUUCCCGAACAUGAAGGCGCGUCGGCUCGGCAUGAGAGGGAAAUCUAAAUAUUGCUACAGUGGACUAAGAAAGAGACCCUUCGUCCACAUGCCGUCUUUACCCACUUUGGACCUCCAUAAAUCAGCAGAUGGACUUCAGUGUGACGCCCUGGAGUCGCCAUGCCAUGUGAGCGGCAUCAAGGAGGAGGUGCGAUUUGCAGCCUGUGAUCUUGUGUGUGAGUGGGCCCAGAAGGUUCUGAAGCGCCAGUUUGAUGCCGUGGAAGACCUGGCCCGCUUUCUGAUCGACAGCCAUUACAUCAGCAACAAGUCUCUGGCAGCUCUCACGCUCAUGACUGGCGCAGCAACAGCACCAGAGGUCAAACCUCAGCAGAGCGUCUCAGCCUUUGUACCCGCAGCCGAGACUCAGCCUUUCCAGCCUCAAGGCAAAAUGUUUUCGUCGCCGUCCGUAGACGCAAAGCAGCAGCUGCAGAGGAAGAUCCAGAGGAAGCAGCAGGAGCAGAAGAUGCUUUCUCCUGUUCUGGGGGAGGAGCAGGCGAAGCGGAUGCUGGACAGCGUGACUGGUGGCAGCCCCGGCCCUCCCUCACCGCAGCCGACCAUCGGCAUCGUGGUGGCAGCUGUGCCGAGUCCCAUCACAGUGCAGAAGAGCGGGCGUCUGAUGUCACUGAGUCCUGUGGCAGCAGUGGAGAGCAAAGUUCUGCCGAUCAACUUCCAGAUGGUUUCCCAGCCGGUUCAGGUAGUGAAGCAGAGCCCCAAACCUGCCCAGAAUAACGUGACCAGUCCAGCGGGGGAGCGCCCAGUUCGCCAGCGCUACGCUCAAAUCCUGCCCAAGCCCUCUGCCACCUCCGGCAUCGCCAUGCGCUCGCCCUCCACCAUGAUCAUCGCCAACAGCCCCAUUAAGACGGUGAUGACCACAUGUCAGGUCAGCCCUGUCAGCCUGGUCAAGAUGACCGCCAUUUCUCUGGCGCCUACCAGCGGGGAGACGACGUCCCUCACAAACACCAUGCUGCGGCCGGCGUCUGCAGGCGUCGCUUCUGCAGCUGCAGCAGACGCCGGCUCCAUCCAGAACGCACGGAGCUCUUCCGCCGUGGCCCUCCUGGCCCCGAUACCCGGGGCAGACACUCAGAGCAUGGAUGUGGAAAUGGAAGUGGAAGCAAUACAUAUGAACAGCCAACUGCAAAAUCCCAGCAGUCAGGCUUUGACCCAGGAGGGAGCAGCCAACAGAGUUGGAGGUCCAGUUCAGAGAGCGGCUAGUGUGCCCAUUCCUCACUCCAAAGGCUUCCUGGGGCUGGAAGAAACAUCGGCCAACACAAGCAGUGGAAACUCCUCGUCUGCGGUCAAAAGUAGCAGUAAUACUGCCAAUAAAGCCGGCUCUUUACUCUUCACCUCUUCUAGUCUGAACACCAGCAGGUUUCUUUCUUUAGCAAACACCAGCAGAUUAUCGUCCUGCAGAGAAUCCGCCCAAGCAGAAGACGGGUUCUUAUCAACAAAGAGCUUCAGGAAACGCUCGGGCCUCACUUCAGACCUCUCCCCAGUUAAACGGGUUUUCAUGCCCCAGCAGCCAGCAGAGGGUGCUGGUUAUGUCCAAGGCCACAGUAGCUCAGGUAGACCAGAGAGUGCACCAGCUUCCAGGGAGCUAGAGAUGAAAAUGAGCAGCGUCUUCUCCUCUCAGGUCCAUGUACAAAGUUCUUCCUCUUUCUUCAACUCUGUUGUCAAACCACAAAGCUCAAUGCAGAGGAAAACCACUCCCAGUGUAAUGGAAACUGGUGACACCUUGAUGCAGGAGCACCGGAGCCACGCAGUGGGUAACAUGCACAGCAUACCAGCUAACCCCGGCUACCAGAAUCAUGCAUGCUUGACUUCAAACUCAGCUUAUCAGUGCAGUUCUGCUGCAAACUCCCUUCAAUUUGUGGAUCAAGCAGCUCCUAAUCAGCUCCCAAUGCAGGAGCACAUGGAUUACUUCUCCUUCGAUGAUGAUGUGACACAAGACAGCAUCGUGGAGGAACUGGUCCAGAUGGAGGAGCAGAUGAAACUGAAACGGCUGCAGGAGCUGGGAAGCUGUGGCCCGCUGCAGGGCCAAACCGUCCUGACGCCAAACAGCGUCACAUCCACCAACCAGAGCAUGAGUGGCUUCUAUCAGGCCCCCAACAGCCUCAUCCACACACCCACUCCCACCUCAGAGGUGAUGGGUGGAGCCCAGGCCCUGACCGGAGACAGCCCCUGCUCUCGGAUCGCCUCCACCACCCCGGUGGACAGCGCCCUGGGCAGCAGCCGCCACACCCCCAUCGGGACGCCUCACUCCAACUGCAGCAGCACCGUCCCUCCCAGUCCGGUGGAGUGCAGGAACCCGUUCGCGUUCACGCCCAUCAACUCCAGCAUGACAUGUUUCCACGACAGCAACCCCGUCUCCAGCAGCCCCGUGAAGCCCAUGCAGCGGCCCACAGCGACCCACCCAGACAAGGCCAGGCUGGAUUGGAUGAACAGCAGCUACAGCAGCGGCGGCGGCUCAAACAAAUCAAACAGCGGGAUGGGAAUCCUCACCGGCUACAGAGGCCUGACAGAUGAGCCAUUUCAGAAACCUCACGCCUUCGCCGUUCCCCAUGCGCGCCACCACGACAGCCACUGUGGGCGCCUGACCCCCAUCUCCCCGGUGCAGCAGCAGGUCGCCAGCAUGAGCAGGCAGGAGGGCUUCGCCGUGCCGGCGCCUCUGGAUAACAAAAGUACCUGUACGACGUUUCGCUGUCGCAGUGUUAGCCCAGCCGUGCAUCAGAGGAACCUCGGCACUCUUCCCAACAUCCCGCGCUCUGUGGUGUCCCCCUUCAACUCUCCCGUAACGCCCGAGAUGCUGAACAUCUUCGCCAACAGCGAGGCCAACCUCAUGGUCAGCAGCUUGGCUCAGAGGAGCCGCUCCGUGCCGCUGAACAUCAUGAUGCAAACCGAAGUGCAGCAGUGCAACAGCAUCAGCAAUAUCCUUCUGAGCAAGCUGGAAGGGGACCACGAUGACGCGCUGCGCGGUUUAGGCGUGCACAGCGUUCCCUCCACCUACACUGCUCGGAUGAACCUGACCCAGAUGCUGGAGUCCAACUCCUGCCCCCCCGGUGGCGAUGACAGCCUGAGCCUGAUGGCGUCUGAGUCCAGCAGCAGCUCACAGCAGGCAGGCUACCUCAUAGAAAACACUGUUGGCGAACAAAUGAGUCUCUCAGCGGGCAACAACCAAACUCAGCCAGUCUCUGCAGAGCAGCAGCAGGCUCAGUCUGCAAUGCUAGCUUUGAGCUCGCAGCAGCAGCAGCAUUUGGACUUCAGGAACACGCAGCAGCAGCACCACCUCCUGACGGGGCCGCUCAUGGAGCAGGUGUCGGAGCUCGCCGCGGGCGGGCCAGACUUCCCCUGUGAGAUCAGGAUGACAUCAGAGCUCUCUGGCAGCAUCAACGACCUGAACUCGCUGGACACAAACCUGCUGUUUGACCCCAGCCAGCAGCAGAGCCGGUUCCACAGCGCCGCAGCCGAGGAGCUGAACGACCAGCUGUUCCAGCAAAUCAGCGACACGCCUCACUCAGGCGGACUGGACUGGCUGGAGAGCAAAGAUCACCCAACUGUUGGGCUGAUGGGCUGAAAAGCUUGACUUUUUCCAUAUAAAACUGAUGUAGCUGUGUGUUUUUUAAUGUAUUUAUCAGGUAUUUACACCGUAACUCCAAUGUACUAACAAAACUGAGGACACGCUGGAGGAUUGUCCAGUUCAAGUGCCAGGCUGAACUGAUAUAAUGCUGCAACACCAAAACGUCCCUUUAACUAUACAAUAAAAAAUAAAAAGACAUCCUGUGUGAUCAAAAGCAACUCCAGCAAGCAGAUACAGCAAAAAGAUAAACAUCAGCCGAAACUCACUGUUAUGUAUUUCUCUAAAUAUACAGUUACAUCAUGGCAUUUAACAUUUAAAAACUACAUCAAUGUUUAAAAAAACAUCAAUUAAACUAUAAUCUAUUCUUAACUAUUAAUAUAUCUUACCACAGAUCUGUGUGUCAUAGACUUUAAUGUAGGAAUAACACUCAGCAGUUUACUUAGAUACUAAUAAAAACUAACCUGUGUGACAGUGCUCACCUGUGAGGCCACAGCAUCUAAUCUUCAAAAGUCUCAAGACACAAACACACAAAAAUAAAUUUCUUGUGACUUAUUUUCUCAUUAUCUGCUUGAUAAAAAACUAAACUUACUAAAGGUAACAAAGUAUUCAGAUUGUAAACGUCCAGGAACACAGUUUACAUUUGUUGGAUUACAUUUUUGUGUUAGCUAAAGUAUAAAGUGUAUAAAGGUGUUUGUGGUUCUAUUUACUACAAAGUUGAGAUGAAUACAAAAUCCUGGUUAAGAAUGCAAAGUAACCGACAUUUAUUUUAUUUUUAGAUGAUGUUUAGAGUAAAAGAUAAAAAUGAUCCAUCUAAACCAGCUGUCUGUGCUUCCAGGUACACACUUGUUGUCAUGACAUUUUGAUCCAAACUCACCCAUGUAACUCUAAUCUUAUAUACAAAUAUAUUUAUGAUAAUGUUUUAGCUAUCUAAUCAUAUACAAAUAUAACCAGCCACAUUUAUUUUCAACCCCGGUAAAGAAAAAUAGGAAUCACACAGAAAUAUUUUUGAAAGUCCAGCACUUACUUUGAGUAGAAAUUAAAAAAUCCAGUGUUUAGAAAUAAUUAUUUCUACAAAAUCACCACUGGUGCAAAUGUUGAAAUGAAUGUAGAUGAAGCCUUUUUUAUUUAUUCUUUAUUUAUGUCUACUAUUAAUUUAUUUAUACCUUACACAGAGGUUUGUUUGCUUUAGCCACUGGUGCAUAUUUAUUAUCUUUAUAUCCUUCUUUUAAAAAAGGGAUUCAAACAGGAAGGGAGACCAAUAACUGCCACUGUUGAUCCAGUUAAAUGCAGUUAUUCCCUAACUUUGAUUAUUUACGUUAUUUUCCUGUAAGAGACAAUGCUACUGCAAUAAAUGAACAAAUUAAUGAGAUUUUCUUUACAAAGUGUGUGUAAAAGUUAUCUUUACAGGACCUUAAAAGGAAGGGGAAAGUAUCCCUAAAGAUUUUCAAGCUUUAAAAACAUUUUUGAUGUUAUGCUUUUAUGUAAUAGAAACAUCGUCAAUCUUGGCAGAUUUAGUGCUAAUUCCCUUAAAACUACAUAAUUUAUGCAAUUUCUAUCAAAAAGAUGUUAUAUGAUGUGUAAUUUUCUCAAAAAUAGCUUUAAAUAAAAUAUGUCGCACCAGCAGGGUCCUUUUCAAACACUAAAUAAAAGACAAUGUUUAUAAUAAAACCACUUUACUAACAAAACCCAUUGAAUGGGUGGUUCUUGCACUGUUUUUAUUAACAAUGAACAUGAAAAGCAAUUGUAAUCUUUUUUUUGUUUUUUGCAAGUUUCCCACUUCUCCCUUGUGGCUUUAUGAAUACUUAUUUUAAACCACUGCGUGCUAGAAACGAAUUGCCAGGAUUUUAUUUCGUAAAUCGAGCCAGGUGCCGUAAAAUCUCUGCUGUGUUUAAACUGGCAGGACAAUUAAACGGAGGGUCAGACUUCACCUGAGACGUGGUGAAGAAAACUUCACCUUUACGUCAACAGAAACUCAGAGAGGAAUAAAAACACAAUACGGUUUACUCCUCAUUAAUACGUAGCGUCAGACUCAAUGCUUGUCGUAACGAAAGCGGUGCUUUUUGUUUUAUUGGCUGGGCUGUGUAAUAAACCUGUGGCUACAGCGCUGACAAUCUGUUGUGCUUUACAUAAAAACAAGAAUAAUCACUGUGCUCCGGCUGCCAUGUGAAGCUUCUCUUCCUACCCAGCGGAGCUUCACGCUAAACAAAAGAUGCACCUGAGGAUCUCUGGUUCCUGAGCCUUAUGUCCAUGCCAAAGAUGUCUCCUCCAGAAACCUGCACUGUGCAAUGAGUGUAAUGUUAAAUAGUGCUGAGUGUUAGCAGCCAAAAGCCAUGUGACUGCACUUUGAAGGUACGACGAGAAGUAGAAACCUUGUGACGUUUACAGCACUGCAAAGAUGUUUGUCUCUAAAAUUUAGUAAUCUCUCCGUUUACUAUCUUUGAUGCUUUUGUUUAAGCAGCAGGAACAUGUUUUAUAUAGGAAAACUGAUCCUAGAGGUGACGUAUUGAUCUACUGUUUGUAAUUUUUAUUGGUGAUUUUCUGAUCCGACUCUGUACUGCUGUGUUUUUUAUAGACGGGAAGUGUGAUCAGUUCUAGUCGCUUUACUACUUUUUAUUUACGCCGGGUUAUUUGUACAGAAGAACUAAGACAUGUAAUGUGGCAUAAUCACAAUAACUCAACUAGUGUUUUAUAUUAUCGACAUAUACUACCACAAUAAGGUACUUCUCUUCUUGUUUUAUUGAAUUCCCUUAUAGAUGCAUCCUGGCUCCUUAGAUUCAGGAUGGAGCUCCAAAAACGUUUGCACUUGUUUCUGUGGAAGUGGCACGGUGUGUAAUGGUUAUCUGCUCAAAGAAUAAUGUCUGGAUACAUUAAGAAUGCAGUCAUUUGAACCUUGCUGAUUAUAUUUGACUGCUAAAAAGCAGACUUUAUAUUUGUUGUGUGCAUUUUUCUGCCCCAGGUUUCCAUUGUUUUACUGUGUGUUCAUUAGCACUAAUGUUUCACUAAGACUUUACCCUUCCUCUUGUAAGUGGUGCCGAGAUGUAGAGCUUCUCUCCACUGUAAUCAUUUUGCUGUGACGUUUUUUUGUUUUUUUCUGUAUUUUAGACAUUGCUUUUAUGAGAGGAAGUGCUUGUUGAUGCAUUUUUUUAAAAAUACUUUUUUAAAUUAAUAAACAUUUUUAAGUACAAGAGAC
Molecule: messenger RNA, 7659 nt
Organism: Gambusia affinis (western mosquitofish)
Lineage: Eukaryota; Metazoa; Chordata; Actinopteri; Cyprinodontiformes; Poeciliidae
Product: DNA-binding protein RFX7-like
Exons: 9
Coding region: 345-4466 (1373 amino acids)
Biological process (GO): regulation of transcription by RNA polymerase II
Molecular function (GO): RNA polymerase II cis-regulatory region sequence-specific DNA binding; DNA-binding transcription factor activity, RNA polymerase II-specific
Source: RefSeq, a predicted model, not a curated record